This is a messenger RNA of Medicago truncatula (barrel medic), 2391 nucleotides long. Its product is annotated as phospho-N-acetylmuramoyl-pentapeptide-transferase homolog. Gene Ontology annotation, cellular component: plasma membrane. The record is from RefSeq and is a predicted model, not a curated record. The transcript is spliced from 8 exons. Gene Ontology annotation, molecular function: phospho-N-acetylmuramoyl-pentapeptide-transferase activity. The coding region runs from base 298 to 1941 and encodes 547 amino acids. Lineage: Eukaryota; Viridiplantae; Streptophyta; Magnoliopsida; Fabales; Fabaceae. Gene Ontology annotation, biological process: cell wall macromolecule biosynthetic process; cell wall organization.
CGAGAAAGAAAAGAAAACACACAAGUACACAAGGUAUUGUCCACGUGGAACGUGUGUAUCACACAUGUCCAUUGAUUUGGCAAGGUGUUCAAAAGAACAGAACAUAGUGUAACCAUAGAAGUUCUGCUAGUCAUAGAAACAGCAAUACUAGCUUGCAUCGAAAGCACGUUUGGUGCCAAGAGUCCACGUCAGCAAAAACGGUUUCAGGUACGCGAUGAUAUCAAAGUAGUAGCAAAAAAUAAAGUCGCAAUCAACUACCGUCUUUUGACACUUUCCCUCCAUCCUAUAUAUAAAAAAAUGAAAAAUUCCCUUUCUCCAGAAUGGAAUAUACUCGCGCCCAUUACAUUCUAUAUUUCAUUUCAUAACCGUUUUCUUCAUUCUCUCCUCAGAUCUACUUUCUCUCUCUCUCUCUCCAUGACUUCUCGUUCUUGUCUUCUCAACCACCGAAGUCUCUCUCUCCGUCUCUCUCGUAUUCAUCGCCUCUCUCUCCCUUCUUCUUCUUCUUCUUCCCUCGUUUAUUCUUCCUCUUCUCGCUUGGAUUGUACCAUCGUUAAGUUACAAUCAUCCGUUAUUCAACAAUACAGCUCAUGUGUUCGACGAAAUGUUUCUACCGGUGCCUUCGAUGAUGAUUCAUUUCAUUUUCCGAUAUUCGAUGAUUGGAGUCCUGAAGAGAGUACGUCAUACGCCUCAUCCAGUGACGGCGAAGACUUUGAUGGUGACAUCUUUCUUACCCCAGUGCAUGAUGUUGAUUUGCCUUCUGCUUCUGCUUCUGCAUCAAAUAAGGACGCUUUAACGGUGGCUGCUCAUCGGCUUGUAACCAUUGGGAGGGGACACAAGAAACAUAGCAUCAAACUUGGCAUUUUCAUCACUAUGGGGCUUAUAAUCGGCAUGACAGUGCUACUUUUAUAUGUAGAUUGGUGUGUGUGGAAAAUUGUUAGACUGCCGUUAUCACCUUUUUACCUGACCCGUCCAUUUCUCAUAUCAGCCAUUUUGGUUUCUUUUGCUGGCUAUGUUUUUGUCCCAAUUUUUCGUCAUUUUAAAGCUAUCCAUGUUAUCAAGCAACAAUGGCCUCUUAGACAUCACUUGAAAAGGAGGACACCCACGUUGGGUGGUUUAUUUUUUGUACCUAUUGGUAUAAUUGUUGCUAAUGUUAUCGCCGAUACCUCAUCUAUAGAAGUGUCUGGGGCAUCUGGUGUAACAAUUGCAUUUGCAGCAGUCGGUUUACUUAGUGACAUAUUAAACCUCACCAAGAAUCAUUGGAGAGGUUUACCGGCAUUGGUAGAAGUUUUCUCGGAGGUAGCUGUUGGAGGGUGCUUUUCGUUUUGGUUGGACAUCACCAGUAUAUCUUCACCUUAUGGCAUGAAGACAUUACUCCCACUACCACUAGGCCUUGUGUAUUUGGGACGAUAUUACCAACUCUUGACCUCAUGUUGUUUUGUUUCCAUGGGACAUGGUGUUAAAUUAGCAGAUUCUCUUGAUGGACUCGCUGGAGGCACUGCUGCAUUGGCUUUUAUUGGAAUGUCAAUAGCUGUACUUCCAAUAUGUUCUGAGCUUGCUAUAUUUGGAGCUUCAAUGGCGGGAUCUUGUGUUGGAUUUCUUCUACACAACAGAUACAAAGCAUCUGUUUUUAUGGGUAAGACAGGAUCUUUAGCCCUUGGUGGUGCAUUAACUGCAAUGGCUGCAUGUACUGGAAUGUUCUUCCCGCUACUAAUUUCCUCUGGAAUUUUCAUAGUUGAGUCGUCAUUAGUUAUUCUUCAGGUAUUGUACUUGAAGAUAACAAGGGGUUUUCUGGGAGGAAGUUGGCACUUUUUGAGAGUGCCACUUUUUUAUCGCUGCCUCCAUUUGAGCAGGUUCAGGGAACCAAAUAUUGUACUAGCUGCAUAUCUGAUUUCAUCUGUAUUGGCUUUGCUUGGCGGAUAUGUUGGUCUUAUUUCAGCAUAAUAACUUCCGAGUCACGUGAAACUUCUCAUUCUUACCUGAUUUAAUAGCAGCAUAUAUCCUCGUUAUGUUGGUCUAGAACACCAACCAAUACAAGAGGGUUUGUUUUACACACCCAUUUUCACCUAGUGAACUUAAGAAGAUUGGACCAUCAUGACAAAGUUAAAAAAUAACCAUUGAGAACCCAAGUACAUUGACAAGAAACAUAUUAAAUCUUGACCAUUGAAUUUAUUUAUUUUUUAACUUCACCAUAAUGGUUCAAUAGUUUAAGUUCACCGUACUAAAUGUCACCUUAAUUAAAAGUACACUUUUGGACAUUGGUGGGAUAAAAUUUUGACUUUAGCGUGGUCUUGGAGGAAUGCUUUGUGUUUGUUUAGAAGUUACUUUAGGGCAUUUGGCCCUCCUCUAUAAAAAAAAAAAAAGAAGUAUACCUUCUAAAUGUUGAAAAUAUUA